ACAGACCACUUGUAUCUGGUUAUUCGUAGAGCAAUGGCGUUGGGCCACUUAAGUUAUAGUGCGCUCAGCCAAUAAUUGAAGUCUGAAGUCUAUCUGGUUAUUCGUGUAUUGUGGAUUAUGCGAAAUGAUCGAAAUGUUGUUGACGCGUACAACAAUUUUGUUUAGAGCUGCGUGAAAGUGUUAAUGUGGAUUGUUUACAUAUUCAAUUAUUAUGGAAUCGGUUAAUUGCCGUAGGGUUACUAGUAAAAGUAAUUUCGUUGACGAGGAUUCUUAUGCGAUGAUAAAGCGCAUAAAACUGGAGCCAGACGCAAUGUUGACACAGGAUGAUGACAUCAUGACACAACUGCAACAAGAUAGCUCAGAUUUGGAGGUUGAACCCAGUUUCUCAUUAGAGGGAACCACAAAUGAUGACGAGGAAUAUAUAGUGGCAAUACUAAUGCAGCACAUGGAAAUAAGAGAACCUUUAUCGACAUUAAGAAGUUUGUUAGAAUCAAAACUUCAAAUUGAUUUAUCAGAAUAUUCGUUUUGGUUGCAAGAUGCACAGAUGUUGGAGAGUGAUAAAACUUUAGCAGCUCAAUGCAUCGAAGGACAAGGAGUGGUUCAAGUUAGUGUACAAGUAAAGAUCACGAGAGAUAAUGAAAAACGUAUCAAUAUAGUGGAUGUUCUUAAGCCAGCAGAAAAUUAUAUUGAACUUGAGGAAACUAAUUCACCAUUGCCUGCCAAGAAGAAGAAACGGCAAAUUAUGAGAUGGAUGGUAGAUCCACAUUACAAAAAAGAGCAGGAUCGUUUAAAAAUACCAGCUGACCCAAGAGAUUGGUCAGAGGCACAUGUUAAACAUUGGCUGCAAUGGGCUGUUAGACAAUUCAAUUUGGUAUCGUUACGAUUGGCUGAUUGGAACAUCACUGGAGAGCAACUAUGUAACCUCACACUGAAAGACUUCCAAGCUAAAGUGCCUCUUGACCCAGGAGAUGUAUUUUGGACGCAUUUAGAACUUCUCAAAAAAUGCAAGUUUGUCGCUGUAAUGCAAAAAGAUGCGCCAGAUGACGAGAACGAAAUCGAGAAACCCAUGAAAGUGCGUAGUCCAAAAGCGGCAAGAUCGCGAACGACGGUAGACCAACAACCGCAUGUUGGUAUACCAGUCGACAACGCCGACUCCACUACGUUCACUUUAGCCACUUCCAAUCGAUCCGUUAACAAUGGCCAAAUACAAUUGUGGCAGUUUCUAUUAGAAUUACUAACGGACAAAGAACAUAGAGAUGCGAUUCAGUGGAUCGGGACCGAGGGAGAGUUUAAGCUUAGUCAGCCGGAAGCAGUCGCCCAGUUGUGGGGAGCACGCAAAAACAAACCGUCGAUGAAUUAUGAGAAACUGAGUAGGGCGCUUCGAUAUUAUUACGACGGCGACAUGAUCUCGAAAGUUCAUGGUAAACGAUUUGUCUAUAAAUUCGUUUGUGACUUAAAGCAGUUGCUGGGCUACUCGGCCGCGGAGCUUAGUAGACUUGUUGAGGAAGAGAGAAGGUAUACUUGAUAAAAUCGUAUUCUUACGUAUAUUUCUACAGCUGUUACUGAUAAAAUAGCUCUCUCAACAUUUUAUUCGACACAGCAACUUCAACAAAUAAUUAGGUAUAACACAUUUUCUAUUUUAACAUUUUAUUUAAUAUAUAAUAAUUUGAGAACACUCUUGAGAGAAUAAUUGUGCUCGAUGGGAAAUUGGUAUAACUUGAAAGCUUGUAUAUUAAAGUAGUUAUUUCUGACAAUUUCUUUUGCCUUUUGAACAUUACGUGACGUAACUUUUUUGUUACCUGUGAGUUUGAAUGGGCACUUAGGUACGUCACACUUUGAGAAUAUUUUAAGAAUAACAUCAUAUCAACAUACAUAAGCAACAAGCAGUUAAACGUAUGAAUUAAAUAUAUAAAUAAUAUUUAUGCAACUACGUAGAUAUAUUUUAAUAUAAAUUAGUAGAAUUCACUCUUUAUUAAGUAUUCUAACACUUGCAAGUCUAAUCGUAUGAAAGUGUUUAAAAUGAAAACACAUAAGUGACUACUUCAUAUUUAUUUCACACCGGCAAUUAUAUCAUCGACAUUUAGGUACAUGUGUACAUAUACAGUAUAGAGAGACUAACAAUUUUUCAUGUCUUCUGUUUUUCUAAGACAAACAGAUUCACCUUCUUUAUUGCAUAUAUACGAUAUUGUGUACAUAUAAGUACUCACGUAUGUACAUAUAUAAAUGUUUUAGAGUAGGUGUCUCUGAUUACAGUCUUUUGGACAACGACGAAUGCUGAUCCAUUGUUAUACUAUUUCUUGAAUUCACCGUUAUGUGAGAUCGAUUUAAAGAUGUUGCAUUAUAUAAUGAUAUAGAAACAUAGUUAAGAAAAGACCGUUAAAUCUGUAAGGGAACAUUUAGUCACAACAAUCAUAUAUUUUUAUAGGAAAAAUAUGUUAAAACAGAAUUUGAAGUAUGUAUCGAAAAUCUAUAAAUAUUUUAUAAAAUACGCUUUGAUAUGAUAAUAUUGUAAUAUGAAGCAUUUGAAUAAAUGACACAUAUCGUGUAGUGUUGCAAAAUAUUAGUUCGUACCAUUGUCGAUAAAAUUACGAUUUAAAAUGUUAUUUUAAAUGAUGGUACGGCAAUUGAUAUUACACUACAGAUAUGUGUAGCAUGUAAAAAGGAAAUGAUCAACACUAUCUUUUUAUAUGUAGGUGCGUUUAUUUGUACUAAAGAAAUCUUAUUUAAAGAAUCUUAUUCUGUAUUGUAUUUUCUAAGCAAUGGAUUUUUGAGUAAUUUUUAUUACAUACACUGACAUCAACAGAACUGGGUAUAGAUUUACAACUGGGGUAAGGUUUACAAAUUUUCUGCGUACUUGUAAUUUUAUUUACACGUCAAUUGUGAAUAGUCAUAUAUUAUUUAUAUAAAAAUUAAGAUUGGACAACAAUAACACAGUCAGGAAAAAAGCUUGCAAUCCUCUCGAUAAAUUUCAAAAUGCAUCCAAGAAAACUUGUCUUUUGAGAAUUACUAAAAAAGAAAAAAGAUCUUAUUGGAUACGAGUAUGUGACGAAACCUAUUGAAAAAAAAAAAAAAGAAUUGCAUUCUUUUUUCCAAUGAAUAUACGAUACAAGGCGCUUCAGCUUGACCUGAGAUGAAAUUAUAUGACGUAAAUAUAUGAGCAUCUUGCGAACAAUGA
Molecule: messenger RNA, 3175 nt
Organism: Odontomachus brunneus
Lineage: Eukaryota; Metazoa; Arthropoda; Insecta; Hymenoptera; Formicidae
Gene: Ets97D
Product: DNA-binding protein Ets97D
Exons: 6
Coding region: 212-1525 (437 amino acids)
Biological process (GO): cell differentiation; regulation of transcription by RNA polymerase II
Cellular component (GO): nucleus
Molecular function (GO): DNA-binding transcription factor activity, RNA polymerase II-specific; sequence-specific DNA binding
Source: RefSeq, a predicted model, not a curated record